Messenger RNA from Sphaeroforma arctica JP610, 867 nucleotides. RefSeq lists its product as hypothetical. The coding region runs from base 151 to 867 and encodes 238 amino acids. Lineage: Eukaryota; Ichthyosporea; Ichthyophonida. The transcript is spliced from 3 exons. The record is from RefSeq and is a predicted model, not a curated record.
CCACCCACCCCGAAACAGUUCAGCAACCAGCCACUACCACAGCAACAGCAACAGCAACAACAGCAACAGAUACUCAGACAACAGGGGCAAAUACAACAGCAACACCAACAACACCCCCAACAACAGCAUCCGCAGCAGUCGCAACAGCAGAUGCCGCCCGUGGGCCGGCAGAGUAUGAAGCCCGUGCCAAAUUCGAGCAGACAAUCCAUCGGGGGACCCUCUCCCGGCAUGCACGCACACGAUUCCAUGCAAGCCAUGAUGUCGCGGGGCGAUAGGGGCGACAUAAAGUACAAUCAACAACAGCAGCACCACGACGGCUAUAGGCAGAGUGAUAUGGAGGGGAAACCCAUGAUGAAUCAGAUGUACAAAAUGGAGGAAGGCCGCUCCCCAGUUACGGUAGGCAACCAAGGACAAUCCGGCCCCGGCCCAGGACCCAACAAGGGACUCAGUCAAGGCUCAGGACCAGGAUCAGGACCAGGGCCAGGGCCAGGACCCGGAACUCCUCUAUCACCACCACGUGGGCGUAUGAGCCAAGAUGCCAUGCACAACCAGAUGUGGCAGCAGCGUAUGGGUUCACAACAACAACAGCAGCAGCAAGGAAAGAAUGGGCCUAUGGGCCACAAUAUUCCCCAACAGGGAGGCGGUAGGAGCAUGCACAUGAGCAUGUCCCAGGGUCAGGGUCAAGGACCGGGCUCACAAAUUCAGGGCCCAGGGCAAGGAGGGCCGGGCCCAGGGCAAGGCCCGGGACCGGGACCUGGACCAGGUCAGCCGGGCCAAGGGGGACAUCCACAACCGCAUCCUUCAGGACAGGGUAGGUGGUUUUGCGGAUGGCGGGGAUGUAGUGGGUUGGAGAUCGUUGUCGAUUGA